CUACGGAUUCCACAAUACUGAUUGACAGUAUCUCAGCUCAUUCCUCUUUCGAGCUCACCCACAGGCGAAGGUGCGGACCGUUGCCCCCAGCCUUCCCUUUUUUGACGACUUCGCUUUCCUUCUUUUACGCCGUUCUUACGCCCUGCCACGUCAAGCAUGCGCUACCCCGCCGUUAUAUCUGCUGUAUUCAUCGCAGCAGCCGCGGCACCUGCACUAGCCGCCCCUUCGGGACUCGGCGUCCGUGCGGUGGAAGAAGAUGCACUCGUACAGCGUAGCUUCGACGACGAGCUCUACGCUCGGGACCUGAUCUUCGGACGGGCAGACAAGCCCGACAAAUCGCAUCGACACUAUGGCAGUCUCCCCGUGCUACACCUACCCCGACCCCCGCCCAGGGGGAAGUCUCCGAGUAAGGAUCUGGGGCACCCUAAGCCCGUGCCCAGUGCGAAGGCUUCCGCUCCGCCGAAGCAGAGGGAGGCUCGAGACCUGUGAGUCUCUUCCUCUUCCUCGUGACUAGCCCCUACUCACGGUACAUACCAGCGGCG
This is a messenger RNA of Fomitopsis serialis, 542 nucleotides long. RefSeq lists its product as uncharacterized. The coding region runs from base 157 to 489 and encodes 110 amino acids. Lineage: Eukaryota; Fungi; Basidiomycota; Agaricomycetes; Polyporales; Fomitopsidaceae. The transcript has 5 exons. The record is from RefSeq and is a predicted model, not a curated record.